GCCUUCUGCAGCCCCUCCAACACAUUCAGGUAACCUGCGCGACUGCACACAACGCCCGCACGAGACAACCCACAGCCACCAUGAGCGCUGGAGCAAAGAAGCGGAUCAUGAAGGAGUACGGGGAGUGUAUGAAAGACACGCCUUCGGGCAUGAAGAUCAACUUCGACGAGCAGAAUAUGACGGAAUGGGAGAUUCUCCUGGACGGCCCCGAGCAGUCAAUAUACUCUGGCGGACAUUUCAAGCUGAAGAUGACGUUCCCAACCGAGUACCCCUUCAAGCCCCCCGUCGUCAGCUUCAAGACUAAGAUAUACCAUCCUAACGUCAGCAACGACGACAAAGGAUCGAUGUGCUUGGGAAUGCUGCGCCCUGACGAGUGGAAGCCGCCCAACAAGGUCGUGUCUGUCCUCCGCCUCAUUCAGACUCUCCUGAUCGAGCCGAAUGCCGACGAUGCCAUCGAGCCGUCUAUCGCGAACGAGUACAAAGAGAAUCGCAAGGAGUUCGACAAGACAGCGAAGGAUUGGGUCAAGCGAUAUGCGAAGUAGACCUUGUGAGGGGUCUCGUGGUAGGCGGUAUUUGGAAUUCCCCCUUACUGCAUCUUUUGGGCGUUCGGCGACACUAGCAUCUGACCGGAAUGCUGUAUUGGCAGAUACGAGUGGACUGGAGGCAAUUGG
Messenger RNA from Lindgomyces ingoldianus, 671 nucleotides. Its product is annotated as ubiquitin-conjugating enzyme E2-16 kDa. The transcript has 3 exons. The record is from RefSeq and is a predicted model, not a curated record. Lineage: Eukaryota; Fungi; Ascomycota; Dothideomycetes; Pleosporales; Lindgomycetaceae. The coding region runs from base 81 to 542 and encodes 153 amino acids.